CCUUUCUGUGUACGGUUCGUUAUAGUAAAUAUUCCUUGUCAUGGUUCUGGUAAAUGAUAGACACAUAGGAAUGGCAGGACCGGUCAACACUCUCAGUUCUGCGGGAACAAACCUGUUCUUCAUUACGGGCUACGUCCUUUCAUUCAUGGUCUUGAUACUCUGUCAAUAUGUCGUGACGUUGCGAGUGUGGCAUCUCUUCUUCCGGAGUUGCCUCAUUAAAUGGCUGGCGGUCACUGUUUUCGUCAUCUGCGCGGCAGGAACUGUAAUAAUGGGCGGCGUUGAGUUCAAAGCCAUUAAGAGUGCCCUGUAUGCACCGCCAGUUGAUGAGAUCCUGACGCAGAGCCCUCCAUUUGUGUUUGCCAUGUACCUGCCAUCCCUGGUCGCCCAUACAGCCAUGCUCUUACUGACGAUGUACCGCUUUCGUGUCAGCCCCAAAGCGUUACAGCAACAUGGCAUUAUACACCGAUUCGUAAAAGAAGGGAUAAUUAUGUAUACAUUUGCGGCCGGAUCACUACUGUACGAAGUUAUCGGUCUUUCUAUGACUGAACCGGAGGAAAUAUCUGUAUAUUAUCCGGCUUUUAUGGGAGGAAUAGCAGUAGCAACUACAGCUGUUUCCGUCUGUCGUGCAAUGCUAAGCGUCAGGUCAUUGGCUGCAACUUAUCAUGUCGAUCCGGCAUGGUUGCUCAACUAUGCAGAACUCAGUCGUGUUCAAUGGAGGAGAGGAGCCAAUGAAGGGGAAAUCUUCGUUGAAGCAAGCGACAUGGACGCACAUCCCCCUUUCAGAUCGCUGGGGGCAUCUGCUGGGAGAACAGAAGGCGAAGGAGUUGUAUAAAACUAAUUUCAUUUGUAUGUUUCGAACAUGAUCCCCUGGAACGAUACAUUCUUGCCGAGACAGAACUCAUCGUUUCAGCAAGUACCCGGACGUUCUAUCUCGAUAUUACGCUUGUGCUCAAAAUAAGAUAGUUUGGUUGAUGAUCGUCCUUCUCGUACUUGCAAGAUCUUUGAGUGAUAAUGCACAGAAUACAUAGUGAG
Molecule: messenger RNA, 1032 nt
Organism: Suillus plorans
Lineage: Eukaryota; Fungi; Basidiomycota; Agaricomycetes; Boletales; Suillaceae
Exons: 7
Coding region: 41-832 (263 amino acids)
Source: RefSeq, a predicted model, not a curated record